Anopheles coustani is the source of this 879-nucleotide messenger RNA. RefSeq lists its product as uncharacterized. NCBI's taxonomy places the organism in Eukaryota, Metazoa, Arthropoda, Insecta, Diptera, Culicidae. The record is from RefSeq and is a predicted model, not a curated record. The coding region runs from base 1 to 879 and encodes 292 amino acids. The transcript is spliced from 4 exons.
AUGAAAGUUCUAGUAUUUGCGGCAUGCGUGGCUAUCGUCGCGGCCCGUCCGGAGCCGCCAGUAGGAGGCUAUAGCCAUGGUCAUCACGGUGGCCACCACGGUGGUGGUGGACACGGUGGCCACAGUGGCUACAACUAUGCCCAGCCCCAGCAAACCUACGUCGCCCCGGUGGGCGCUGUGUCGCAGUUCUCGGGCACGGCUUCGUCGGCCACGGCCUCGGCUGGAGCUAGCGCUUUCGAUACCCUGAGCUUCGGUGGUGGUGGUGCCGCCGCCGGUUCCAACGCCUUCGCCGGAUCGAACGCCUUUGGUGGAUCGAACGCCUUCUCCGGUGCCCAGUCCUUCAGCAGCGGCCAGGCUCAGUCCGUCGGCUUCGUCGCUCCCCAGCAGCAGAUUGUCCAGAAGCACAUCUACGUGCACGUGCCGCCACCAGAGCCGGAGCAGUCGUUCCAGCAGCAGAUCGUCGCCCCGGGCCUGCGCCAGAAGCACUACAAGAUCAUCUUCAUCAAGACGCCGUCGGUGCAGCCGUCCGCCGCCCAGCUCGCCCUGCAGCAGUCGCAGACCGAGGAGAAGACGAUCGUCUACGUGCUGGUGAAGAAACCGGAGGCGCUCGGCGACAUCAGCCUGCCCGCCCCGUCCGUCAGCAAGCCAAGCAAGCCGGAGGUCUACUUCAUCAAGUACAAGACCAACUCCGAGCAGGUCCCGCUGGCCGUCGGCAGCAGCUCCGGUGCGGUCGCCCAGGCUGACGCCGGACUCGGACUGCUCUCCUCCAGUGGUACCGCAUCGGCCACCGCCGGAGCCCACGCCUCGUCCGCUUCACACCUCCCGGCUCAGGCGUACGGCGCCCCUGGUGGACACCAUCACGGACACGGAUACGCCUAA